This is a messenger RNA of Megachile rotundata (alfalfa leafcutting bee), 884 nucleotides long. RefSeq lists its product as uncharacterized. The record is from RefSeq and is a predicted model, not a curated record. NCBI's taxonomy places the organism in Eukaryota, Metazoa, Arthropoda, Insecta, Hymenoptera, Megachilidae.
GAAUAAGUUGCCCGAUUCAUCCAACAGCGAUUAUGCCGGAGCAUUCGUUUCAGAGCCAAAAUAAGAGGGAGAGGGAAGAAGGUGGCGGCUGUCAACCCUUGAGCAAUUUUAAAUGCAAAUUAAAGUAUUGGUCCCGUUGGCCAUCGUCUGCUCUGGUUACGGUGAACACCGGCAGCAGUAGCAGCGAGCCGUCUCUACGAUGUAUUUGCAUAUUAAGUGGCCGCGACCCAAUAACAUCCCCAUACCAUUCAACCCCCGUGGAGCUUCAUGGAAUUUCACGAGCUUCGUUGGCCUCCCUCGUGCCGUCAGCAACUGGGAUAUCCUGUCGACGAGAAACUCGAAAAACCAAGGUACAUUUCACUUUGGACGAUCACUGAGAAUGCAACAUCCGUGUUUACUGGAAGUCGACAAGACUCCGGCGGAUUGGCUGGCGGAUGGAAUCGCGAUAUUCGGUAGUCCAUGAAACGGUUGCCCUCCCACAGGAAACGAUUUCACCCCAAACUACGACGGAAAGUUCACCGCAGAACGAUACGUUCGAUGUCGCUUUACUCCUCGCCGAGUGCCUCUCCUUCCGACUCGUUUCUCUCCCUUUCCGUGAUCCGACCUCUUUUUCCUUCUCUCUCUUCUCUAUCUCUAUCUCCUCAGGAAGGCUCGUAUCUGUUGCUUCUUCUUCUUCUGGAUGUUUGAACCGAGCCAAGGGAUGGGCGACGUAGAAAGGGUUGGCAGGAUUGUGAACAUACCGCAACAGGCUUGUAGCUUCGUAUCGUCGAUCCCUUCGGGGCGACUGUAAUUUACCACGCUGCUUCUUCAGGUAACGAGCAACGGAACCACGCCAAAUUCACGGCAAAUUCGACCUUUAACGCGGAUAAUGCCGGAUUCUAAUU